This is a messenger RNA of Epinephelus lanceolatus (giant grouper), 3167 nucleotides long. Lineage: Eukaryota; Metazoa; Chordata; Actinopteri; Perciformes; Serranidae. The record is from RefSeq and is a predicted model, not a curated record.
UACCAUGGCGACGGAGACGCCACCGUCUGCUGUUCACAGAUACAAAGUGCCCCUAACGUUAUUGCUGUUAAUAUACACAGAUCUUUUUUAUUGCCAGCAGUUUGUCAUCCCAUAUAAAACUCCUUCUGACUGUAGCGCGGAGGAAUUUUUCGAUAUCUCGAGUCUGUCGUGUGUGAGCUGCGGUUCAAACCAGCGACGGAGCACAACAGGACUGAGCUGCGUUUGCAAAACUGGGUACCAAACUCUCAUCACUGACAAGGUGUCCAUCACUUGCCAGCAGUGUCCACCUGACAAACCUGCAGUAACAAAAGGCGGGUUUGGGUGUAUUCGCUGUCCAGGCAGUCUCACUGAAGAGGGGGAGUGCCAGUGUGCACAAGGCAACAUCCUGGUUGAACGAGACAUCAAUGGAAACCUUUUGGAUGAGGCCAGGUGUGAAACAUGUAAUGGAAACUCCCCUGCUUCAUCUGUACCAAACCUCAGUGGAGACAGGUGUGAAAGAUGUCAGGCUACCUUCAUGAACUCCUCCUGUGAGUGUACCCCUCCCAAUGUCCUGGCAGGAGGUUUGUGUAUCCCUCCAGGCAGCCUCUCCACCAAUGUGAAUCCCAGUGUCAGCUAUGCUCAGCUGAAAUUCAGUGUCCAGUCUGCCUGGUUCGUCAAAAACCUGUACUCCUCGUCAGCAGCCUGCCUUGUCUUCUCCAACCUGACGGCGUGUCAGGCUCUCGGGAACAUGUGUGUGAUGAACAUGCACUCCUUCAGCGGCAUCUCCACUGAUGCCUGCGGUCUCUUCAACAUCGUCUUCAGAUCUAGGGCUGCUAUGAGCUCAACUCAAGACAUCUCCUACUGGAGAGGUAACCUGCCGUGGCUUUACUACGGGGACGAGCCAGGACUGGCCAGUCGAGUGCUUCAAACCGAACCUGUUCCCAUUGGGUUCAGUUUCCGAGGAAGAAACAAGAACACUGACAUCAAGCUGCUUGCUGCUGUCUACAAUGUCAGAGGAGAGUUCCUCAGAUGGGAACCACUAGGAGGAAGUAAUCUCCAGCUUUGCCCAGAAACGACCACCAAACAGGCAGCUGCGUUCAGCUUUGGAACCGCUUACCAAGAAAGUUGCGAUCUCUCAGUUAAAGAGCUGUUGGAUACCCAUCCAGAGCCGCUGUUCUAUGAUGUGUUUAUGGAUCUUGGUGGAGAAGAGAACAAAAAACUUCUCCCUCUGCCUACACUCGUCUACAACCAGCAAUACAACGGACGCUUCAUCAACCAAGAGAGCAUGAAGAACUGGUACCUGUCUCGACGUAUGUUUGUUGUCGACACACUGAGCGGAAGAGAGAAGAGCACCGGCUCCCAGCCCAAAGUCAUCCGUGUAGCCAGCAGUGUCAAAAUAAGGUUCCAGCUGGUUCCACGAACCCAGGAAGGACAUGUAUUUCCCCCUCUGAUGACUGUGACCUACAGAGAUGUCCCCAUCAUGGAUAUAAAAACACAAACUGUGACUACAACGUUUGCUGUGGAGUAUGAGAUGGAUCAAAAGGAGGCUCGCAUGAAGACAGAUACUGCUCUAGGUGUGAUGGGUGGUGUGGCCAUCCUCUACUCUCUGCUCAAGACAGUCAGCUGGAAGAGGAGAAUUGCCUCUCCGCUCGUCGAUGUGGCGACUAUGCUGAAGUUUUUGUUGUUUUAUGCCGGAGAUCUGGCCAAUGUUUUUUUCACUGUCACCGUGGGAACUGGACUUUACUGGCUCAUCUUUUACAAGACGUUAAAGGCCCAACAGUUUGUAUCAGUGCUGUUACCGCUGCCUGCUCAGGAGGAGCAGUUUGUGACAUAUAUUGGUUGCGCCUUCACUCUCAAGGCUAUCCAGUUUCUGCACAAGCUGAUCCUUCAGGUGACAGUUGAUGUGUUCUUUAUUGACUGGGAGAGGCCGAGGAGCAAAACUAGCAGAACUGUACAAGCCACUGGUGAGCUGAAACGUGACCCCUCCCCAGUCAGCAUCUGGAGGACCUACUUUGUGGCCAAUGAAUGGAACGAGAUUCAGACCAUCCGCAAGAUCAGCCCAACCUUUCAGAUCAUGGCUGUGCUCUUCUUUCUUGAGGUGCUGGGUUUCUCUAACCUGGCCCUGAGGGACCCCUGGCCAACUUUACAGCGCUCCUCACAGGCGUACACCCCUUCAUACAGCCUGAUGCUGCGCUAUGGUCUGGCAGCCACGUUGUGGCUCUGCAUUGGACUUCUGCAGGUGAUUUUCUUCACUGUGUUUCAUGAUCACUUUGUGGAGGAUAAAAUCCGUCAGUUUGUAGAUCUCUGCUCCAUCAGUAAUAUUUCUGUGCUGCUAUUAUCUCACCGUUGUUUCGGCUACUACAUCCAUGGGCGUUCAGUACACGGACAUGCAGAUACAAACAUGGAGGAAAUGAACAACAACCUGAACAGAGAAUCUGAGUCCCUGUGUGGUCAGAGAGGUUUACUCCCCAACACAGAGAUCCAGACCUUUCAGGUGUCUCUCAACAGCCACCUGCGGGCACAGUAUGACAGGAUACGGGAGCAGAUCGGCAGGAGGCACGGCCCGUCGCGGCUGGUGGACGCAAGCUUGGCUAACCACUUUGAGCAGAGGGCCAGAGGCUACCAGACCAUGAACCACUUCCUGGGAUCUAUUAUAGACCAUGGACAUCCAGACAUGGACUAUAUAGUGAAGGACAAGCUGAUCUUUGAGAGGGUCAUAGGGAUGGAGUUCCUUGAACCCUCUGAAAAAAGCAUCUUUUACAACGAUGAGGCCCACUCCUUCAGUGAUGUGCUAUUUUAUGGAAACGAGGCCACACUACUGAUCUUUGACACUUUGUUCUUCUGUAUCGUUGACCUCGGAUCUCAGAGCUUUGUACUCGCAGCCGUGCUUACAUACGUACAGCAGAUGAUAUUUCGCUUGAUCCGUAACACUCUCGGGAGGAAGAACCUCGUCAACAAGACUCUGGUGGACGAGAGAUUUCUGAUAUAAAGUUCCUUGCUAAGUAGUUGGUGAUGUCAGUGUUGUUUGGUGGCAUUGCUCUCAAAAUGUUUACUGUUCACAGCUUGUGCAGCCUUUUUUUGUACUUUUCUUUACACAUACAGUAUUUUCACGACUGUUUCAUGAUGUAAAUAUCAUAAUUUUUCUAAAGAUUUUGAUGUUUUUAUUGAUUAAAAUGUUUUGAUAUGAA